This is a messenger RNA of Soboliphyme baturini, 966 nucleotides long. The record is from the annotation of a GenBank genome assembly. Lineage: Eukaryota; Metazoa; Nematoda; Enoplea; Dioctophymatida; Soboliphymatidae.
AUGCAGCAGAUUGCGGACCGCACCUUUUUAACUUAUAUUUCACGAACGGUGCUGGUCAGGAAUGGUCUUCUGAUGUUGAUCAUUGACGCCAGUGACAGGCCAGUGUUGCACGGAAUCCGCGAAUAUGUUUUUUCGGCGCAGUCGACCAUUUUCACCAUGCAGGAAAAUUCCAGUGCGUCGACGAACUCCACCAACGUUCACAGUUCAUGGAGGACCGUUCACACCGGCAUUCUUACAGCUGGACUGUUCGUGUUUAUUUCCGUUCUUGCUUCAUAUCCUUUUGACCAAACCAGCAACAAAGUUGGUUACGUCGUUGAAGGACUGCCUGAGGUCGAGCGAGUCACUGAUCGGUGCCAUUACGGCGCCAUCAUCAGCAUUCAUCGGACAGAGACAGUGACAUCUUUUAGUAGUCGCCGAUGUGCAAUGGAAAAAAACGGCCAGGCGACAGACAUGAAUUGUCAAGUAUCCUGCGGUUAUUUCGAAAUUCAGCGGAGGCUACUAUCCUGCUGCUACGAAUUGGAAAAGAUUCCACAAGAGCGAUGCAAAGCAUUCCGUAACGUUUUGGGUCAGUGUCUGAUUCCGAUAUGUAACGAAUUAUUUUUGUGCGUGCACGAUACGUGGGACAGUUUGUCGCUGCAUUACAUCGACAACCCGUCCGACUUCCUGAAGGUUAGUUUUUCGUUGAAGAUACGCCGAUUGAUCGCUGUCCGAGAAUCCGAACGACCGCGUUUCCAUGUUGCGAAGCAGAAUGAGCCGAACUACAGCUCAAGCGGAGGUGGAGGGAUCGUGGCGGUGACCGAUAUGGUUGAUCUUUGUACUCGGACUUUCGAGAAAGAGUCUUCUGAUGAAUUCACCGGCGAUUCGUUUCUGGCCUCAAUCGACAAACAGUUGUCGCGACCUCUCAACAGAAGAGCUCUGGUCAGUCAGCAUGGUUCUUCAAACGAACCGAAAGUCGGCGAAUGCUGA